AUGUUAGGACAGAAGAGGUAUGUGGGGUUACCUGCGCAGUGGCAGGGCAUCGUGAGCAACGCCCUGGACCGGGGGGGCCGCCCCCAGCCUCUCGUAGACCCCCGACACAUCACACAAGUCGAGCCGGGCCACCCCCCCAGCGUGGCCCGCAGCAACUCGCUGAGGUCAACGAGUCCGCCCCCCCCGCGGGGGCAGCAGCGCCCCCCACCGCCCCCCACCCUGCACGAGGGCAGGGAGCUGCAAUAUCCCCACGAGGGUCACCAUCUGCGUACACCAUCUGGUCCCUCCUCAGCUGGCUCCUCUAAUGCUUCUGGCCACCAGCAGCAGCAGUUCAAUGGACAUCCCCAACAACCCCCGCAUCCCCAGCAACCCCAACAUCCCCAGCAACCCCAACACCGCGUCAUGCACCACGCCUCUAACCCCUCCCUGCACUCCAUGGGUCCCCACAAUCCCCAAAAUUCCCACUUAGGGAGGCUCAAUUCCCACCAUGCUUCUAAUCCCCACCUGGCCCAUCCCCAACAUGGGGGUUCUGGGCCACAACAUGUCGGACCACAUCCCCAACAUGUCGGACCACAGCGUUUGUCUUUUAUUUUUAUGUUCAUUGGCUUGUUUGUUAUCGCACAACAACAGCACCUUCAGCAACAGCAGCACCAACAACAGCAAGAGGCGUCUGGCUUAACCCCGCCUUCGGAGUCUGAGAUGAAAUCUUUCGGGGUGAAGGGGAUUGAAGGAACUCAGGAAACUCCCCAGAAUCGUGGGCCUCCAUCCCCAGGAAAUCAUGCUUUCCAUCCCCCACCUCCAGGUCCCCCUUCAGGAGGAAGGGUGACCCAAGGCCCCCCAUCUGGAGGGGAUAUGGGGGAUCAGAACGGCAACCCCCACCAGAACGGAGGGGCGCGACCAGGCAUUCCAUCCCCAGGGAGUCAGUCUGGGGGUAGUGGGAGCUCCGUCCCUCCCUCUGGGGGAGGAGCUGGCACCCACAACCACCACCGUCUGUCCCACGACCAGUUCAGGGCCGCCCUGCAGAUGGUUGUAUCCCCCGGGGACCCACGGUCGAGGUUAUCAAACUUCAGCAAAAUCGGGGAAGGCAGCACCGGGAUCGUGUGCCUUGCCACGGACAACGCCACGGGACUUAAAGUAGCCGUCAAAAAAAUGGACCUCCGUCGUCAACAAAGACGAGAACUUCUCUUCAAUGAAGUGGUCAUCAUGAAGGAGUACCAACACCCGAAUAUUGUCCAGACACAUGACUCGUUCCUGGCGGGGGACGAACUGUGGGUGGUGAUGGAGUACCUAGCGGGUGGUGCCCUCACUGACAUGGUGUCACAGUCCCGACUGGACGAGUGCCAGAUCGCCACGGUGUGUCAGCAGUGCCUUAUGGCCCUGUCCUUCUUGCACUCUCAGGGCGUGAUCCACAGGGAUAUAAAAAGUGACUCGAUUCUUUUGGAUUUGGACGGACGUGUCAAACUUUCCGAUUUCGGGUUCUGCGCGCAAGUUUCCCCGGAUUUGCCAAAACGGAAAAGUUUGGUGGGCACACCGUACUGGAUGGCACCGGAGGUGAUCAGCCGUCUUCCUUAUGGACCUGAGGUGGACAUAUGGAGCCUGGGGAUCAUGGUCAUGGAGAUGGUGGACGGGGAGCCGCCCUUUUUCAACGAGCCGCCCCUGCAGGCCAUGAGGCGGAUCAGGGACAUGCCGCCCCCCAAGCUACGCAACGCCCACAAAGUCUCCCCGCGACUCCAGAGUUUCUUGGACAAGAUGUUGGUCCGGGACCCCAGCGAGCGGGUGUCUGCAGCAGACCUCCUGCAGCAUCCCUUCAUGAGGAUGGCAUCCACGUCUGCAGUCCUGCAGCCGCUCAUCGCCGCCCUGCAGCGUCCUGCUUAGAACUCCUGGCAUGUCUGCAGGCACGCAGGCUGUGACGGUUGCCAGCUUACAAACAAGAUGGUGACUGACAUGAUACAAUCUAGAUGACGGCUGAUAUGAUUCAAGAUGGCGGCUAACAUGAUGCAUUAAAGAUGGCGGCUGGCAUGAUGCAUUAAAGAUGGCGGCUGAAAUGAUGCAUUCAAGAUGGCGGUUGAUAUUAAAGAUUGCGGUUGAUAUUGUACAAGAUGGCGGCUGACAUUAUUCAAGAUGGAGGCUGACAUUAUUCAAGAUGGCGGCAGAUACGAUUCAAGAUGACAGCUGAUAUGAUUCAAGAUGGCGGCUGACAUGAUUCAAGAUGGCAGCUCAUAUGAUUCAAGAUGGCAGCUGACAUGAUUCAAGAUGGCAGCUGACAUGAUUCAAGAUGGCGGCUGCGGUGCUAAAUUAAAGAUGGCGGAUACAAAUAUUUACACAAUAGCAUUCACAAAAGGCCUUAACUUAGUGCCUGGUCUAGUAUUAAAGAGUUAUAUUUUGCACAUUUCUAUUGAGUUAAUCUUUGACCAUCUCGUUAAUUGUAAUACUGCGUUAAUUGAGAUGAAUUUUACCUCACUGUAUUUA
Molecule: messenger RNA, 2469 nt
Organism: Hyalella azteca
Lineage: Eukaryota; Metazoa; Arthropoda; Malacostraca; Amphipoda; Hyalellidae
Gene: mbt
Product: serine/threonine-protein kinase PAK mbt-like
Exons: 5
Coding region: 1-1875 (624 amino acids)
Biological process (GO): intracellular signal transduction; regulation of MAPK cascade; protein phosphorylation
Cellular component (GO): cytoplasm
Molecular function (GO): ATP binding; protein serine/threonine kinase activity
Source: RefSeq, a predicted model, not a curated record